UGACUUCCGACGCAGACUGAUUGAUCCACAAACACCAGACCUGAUGGUGUGUUAUGCGGAUCUGGCUCUGGGGCAUCGUCUUCUGAAAGAGCUUCCAUGCGACGACGACGCCGUCGCAGCGCUGCGGGAGGAUCCCCCCAGGGCGCUGAAGCGCUUCUGGGAGGCCUUGCGACCAUUGCAAGAUCAGAUCCGGAAAGAACUGGGAUCUUUGGUGACAGCUGCUCUUGCCGAGUCAAAAGCUAGUGAUUUGAGAGGUUGUAGCCAUCCAUCUGGAGGAAUAGAAGUUGAUGAAGUACCUGACAGAGGAAGAUGUUUGAAGGUCACGAAGCCUUUGACUCGUGGAUCAGUGCUGAUUCGUGAGUUUCCUGUGGCAAAGGUGCUUUUGGAGUCAAAGGAGCACUCAUUGCACCCAGAGACGCGCUUGGCUUUGGUGCUGUCUGCCAAGGAGGAGAAGACGAAGGUGGCACAGAAACUGUUGGAUCAUGGCGGAAGGGACGCAUCUGCUUUGCGCAUGCGCGGGGUUUUGGCCUGCUGCUGUGGCCUUUGCAUUGGCAAUUCCAUUGAGAAGGUGGUGUCAUUAUUUGGUUGGCUUGGGAGGGUCAGAAUCAAUGCAGUGGCUGUCACUGCACUGGUGGAAGCUGAUGGUGACAUGGUGGAAGACAAAGUCGCCCUGGCGCUCUAUCCAGAGUUGGCCAGAUGUGUGAACCAUUCCUGUCGACCCAAUGGCCUGUUGCGCUUCAAUGCCAAGGAGUCCCACUUGGUGGAGCUCCUCAUCAGUUCGCCCCACAAAGUUGCAGCUGGAGAGGAAGUGACCAUUAGCUAUGGACCGCUGGCGUCCUCCAUGGUGCGCUCCGAACGGCAAGCAGCCUUGCGGGCGCAGUAUGGAUUCGAGUGCAGAUGUCCUUCUUGUGCAUCAAAGGUACAAGAUGAAGACUUUCACUGGAAGAGAAAAGCACAAAUGUUGGAUGAUAGAGCUCGUGCUGCUGUGCAGCGUGAGGCCUGGCAAGAAGCAGCGAUUGCCUGCAGCGCUUCCGUGGCCAUGCUUCGAGAGGGCUUCCGGGACGGUGACAUUGAGCUGGCAAGGGAAGAGUGCAAGCUGGCGGGCUUGACGCUUAGGGCCGGUGAUGCUGUCAAAGCCAGGGAGAUCUGGGCCGCUGCUUGCCAAGUGCUGCGCCCCUUGGUGUUGCCUGCUGAUCCUGAUCUUCAAGAAGCUGAGGAGAUGCUGAAACGGCUUCCUUGGCCUUCGAUACGGCAGGAGAGGCCUCCCUCGAAGGACCGUUCUCAAGCCACGUUCGCCACUGCGGCAAGCAAGAUCGAAGUGGCUGCUGCUAUGGGAGGAUCAAUGCCAGACUACCGUGACUGACGCCUUCGCCGGCACAAUCUACGGGCUGGAGAAUUUGCAGCUCUCUGCUGAUGAGAAGGCUAGACUCAUGCAGGCCAUGUCAGGGUCAGUGGAGUCUGGCAACGGGCGAUCGACCAAAAGGUUGUGCUGCGCACUGCGGUCGAGUCCGAAGAUGCUGGGGAGUCGCUGCAGCCGUUCUCACCAGAACCGACACGACUGGACACGUUCGG
Molecule: messenger RNA, 1572 nt
Organism: Durusdinium trenchii
Lineage: Eukaryota; Dinophyceae; Suessiales; Symbiodiniaceae
Source: the annotation of a GenBank genome assembly